Molecule: messenger RNA, 1389 nt
Organism: Cannabis sativa
Lineage: Eukaryota; Viridiplantae; Streptophyta; Magnoliopsida; Rosales; Cannabaceae
Exons: 2
Coding region: 149-643 (164 amino acids)
Molecular function (GO): phenylpyruvate tautomerase activity
Source: RefSeq, a predicted model, not a curated record
GCAAAAGUAUAAGGGUAGUUUUAUUAUAUGAAAAAUUGAGAAAGAAGAAGUUGAAGUUGAAGUUGAAGGGGAGUGGACAUUAUCUUCAAAUGUCUGGUUUUACAACAAGAAACCUUCCUCUUUAGCUCAGAGAGAGAGUGUGUGUAAAAUGCCGACCUUAAACCUCUUCACGAAUGUCCCAGUCGACGCAGUCAUCGCCUCCGACAUUCUCAAGGACGCCACCAAAGCUGUUGCCAAAAUCAUUGGCAAACCUGAAUCUUAUGUGAUGAUUUUGAUAAAUGGAGGAGUGCCUAUUGCAUUUGCUGGCACUGAAGAACCAGCUGCUUAUGGGGAAUUGAUCUCCAUUGGGGGCCUUGGACCUAGUGUCAAUGGAAAAUUGAGUUCAACUAUUGCAGAAAUUCUUCAAAUUAAGCUUUCCAUUGACAGUUCUCGCUUCUAUAUCAAAUUUUAUGAUGUUCAGGUAUGUUUAUUUGACUUGUCCUGUUAUGGUCUUUUCCUUCAACAAUUUUACCCUUUAUACAUAUCAUUUUGUCAUUUCUUUCUGGAUCACGGGGACAAUUUUCCAAUGAUACAACUUUUGAUGAAGAAAAAAGAGAAAACCAAGACAAUUUUCUCAUUUCAAAUGUUUGUAAUCUCUUCAUAAACAUUGGUCUAUUGGAUUUGUCUGAACUUUUUUACACAUUAACAAUUUCGCAAUCAAAGUUAACUAAUAUAGGAGAAGAAUCAGAAAAUAUAUAUAUUUCUAGAAUGGAAGAAAAAAUACCAACAAAAAUGCAUGCCCCAACCCAAGCAGAAAACAAUGCAAUUACAAUCAAUAUUCAUUCGUAUCCACACAGUUGCCAUUUUUUUUUCUAUUAAAAACAUCAUCUUUGUAAACUUAUACAGGUAUUUAUCCCAAAGACAAAUAAGAGAGAGAGGUAGGGUAUUCAUGAAUUUAUCUUAUGAAAAUACUUGAUUUGAAUAACUUAAUUUACAAACUGAUAAGCUGAUAAUUGAGAGUGGAUUGAUACAUCACAAUUGUCAUUUAGUGCGACUUUGAUUAACUUCUUACAGCAAUUCUUCUGUAUAAUUCUGUUUUGUCCAGUAAUCUAUCCAUAACUCAUUUUUUGUUGCAGCGACCAUUCUUUGGGUUUAAUGGCUCAACAUUUUGAAACACCCUUGUCUUGCUUGAGUAGCAUUUCAUUGGAAUUCAAAAGCCUUAAACCGUGUCGUGAAGCUGGACGGUGGAUUGAUCUUCCCUUUAAGGUUGUAAUUUUCAUUUAGACAUAUGGAAGCCAAUAUCUUACAUUGUAAUUGUCAUUGCAUAGCUAAUUAGCUUUUGUGAAAUGAUAAAUGUGAAAAUUUAAUUUUUGAUCAAAGAUAUGAGAAAAAUCGACUGAUCUAGCAGCA